AAUGGGAGGGAGUUGAGCGUGUGACCAGUCGCUGUAAACUUUCUAUCACUUUCUAAUAGAGUUAGUUUAGUUUGAGCUGAAAUCAGGGGAAAUGGCGCGGCGGGGCUGCUGUGCCACGUCUUGUUACACGACAAAAACCAAAUCAGAUCCAUUUAACUCUUUCCUGUGUGUUUUUAUUUCUUUUAUAAGUCUUAAUCUUUUAAUCGCCGAAGCCGGGCUGUACACCGCAUCGGAUCAGAUUAUUAUUUUAUCACCGAAGAAUGUGGACUCUGUUCUUCUUAACUCCACUGCGGCUGUUCUGGUGGAGUUUUACGCGACCUGGUGCGGACACUGCGUCGCGUUCUCACCCACCUGGAAAAACCUCGCCAGAGAUAUUAAAGAAUGGAAACCUGCUGUUGAUCUGGCUGCUAUUGAUUGUGGUGAUGAAAGCAACAGAAAAGUGUGCAUCAAUUUCGGCAUCACAGGAUUUCCCUCUCUGAAGUUCUUCCCUGCUUAUUCAAGCAGUGAGUCCAGGGGCCUGGAGCUCAGAGGAUUUCCUAGGGAUGUGAGAGGUCUUCGCCACUACAUUAUCGAUAAGUUGGAGAUGCACAACGAGGCUUGGCCGCCUGCUUGUCCACCUUUAGAAACUGCUAGUGAGGCAGAGAUAGACACCUUCUUUCAGACCAACAAUGUGAAGCUCCUCGCUCUUGUGUUUGAGAGUAAAGACUCCUACGUGGGGAGAGAGGUGACAUUGGAUUUGUUGCAGUAUGAAAACAUAGCUGUGCGCAGGGUUUUGGACACAGAGACGAGUUUGGUGUCCAGGUUUGGUGUGACCGAUUUUCCUUCAUGUUACCUCUACAACUCAACCAGACAUAUCUCUAGACUCAAAGUACUCAAUGAAGCUCGUACCUUUUACUCGUACGCCCUGCAGAGGUUGCCUGGGGUAGUGCGGACUGGCAAACCCCAGAUUCCCAUCACUGAUCUUCUCAAGAACUCAACUCUACAGGAAUGGAGGAAGUUUAACAAGACGCGUGUGUAUAUGUCUGAUUUGGAAUCAGCGCUGCAUUACUCUCUGCGUGUAGAGCUGUCUGGACACACCAUCAUCAGUGGAAAUGAUCUGACUGCACUCAAAAAGUACUUAAAUGUACUGGCAAAGCAUUUCCCAGGUCGUCCAUCUGUAAAGAGUGUACUGAAGACCGUGGACAGCUGGUUACAACAACAGAAGGGGACAGAGAUCAAAUACAGCGAUUUUAGAGAUGUCCUGGACAACACUGUGCAGACGAGUGAUGCAGUGUUGCCCGAGGGUGUACAGUGGGUGGGCUGCCAAGGAUCUCAAUCCCAUUACCGUGGAUACCCCUGCGCAUUUUGGACCCUCUUCCAUGUGCUCACAGUGCAGGCUAAAGAAAUGGGCUUCCCAGAUCCUCAGGAAGUGUUGCAGGCGAUGAGAGGUUAUGUCAGCAGUUUUUUCGGGUGCAGGCCAUGUGCAACUCACUUUGAGGGUAUGGCCCAGGAGAGCAUGGAUCAUGCUACCUCACUGUCUGCCACUGUCCUCUGGCUGUGGUCUCACCACAACCGGGUCAACAACCGUCUGGCAGGAGAACUUAGUGAGGACCCCCAUUUCCCUAAGAUUCAGUGGCCAUCUCCGGAGUUGUGUCCUAGCUGUCAUGGAUUAAAAAAGACUGGUGAGCACCACUGGGACCAAAAGGAGGUGCUGACCUUUCUCCGACACUACUUUUCCUCAGCUCACAUUCUAAUGGACUACCUGCAGGACGAAACCCAAGCUCUCAUCCAUCAGAGGAACCGACUCACAGCAGCUCAGAUGGAGAAAGAAGCCAGACGUGGGGUGGAAAGGAGGGCUCGAGAGGUUCUAGACACCCGCCCUGCCGAAGAACCUCAAGAAGAAGAAGAAGAGCAGCAGGAGGAGGAGGAAGAGGAAGAGGAAGAACCAGCAAUGGAGGAGCAGACUGGUGAGCCAUACCCUGCAGGUUUAGAGAGAAUGGGGGUGGCUGGAGCAUACAAGGCCAAUUACCAGGCACCUUGGGAGAAGCCACAGCGGCCACAGUCCCAACGCAAACCAAAAAUUGUGGGAAUGAAACUAUGGGAGCCCCAGGAAAACAUAGUAGACCUGGACUUAUUUGUCAACCAACACUAUAAAGCCAAAGCCCUUCGAGCUGCGGCCAUGUCUGGCAUAGUGAGACAGAGGAGUUUGAAGAAGAAGGAGGAUGUGGAAGACCUCCAGUUUGAGGGAGGCUGGAGGGUGAAGCGAGACCUGGGAAGCCAGGAAGAGAACCUUGGCGCCAGGGUCAGGAUAGAGCCGUACCCCAGACCCCACAACAAGCGCUGGAUGUCCCUGCUCACCGUGGGAUUCUCCAGGCUGGAUGUGAGCCUUUGUGUCCUGCUGUACCUCCUCUCCACCAUGUGUCUGCUCGCCAUGUACCUGUAUUUCAAACUGAGGAUAAAGCUGCGACGUGCUAAAUUGUCUCUGCCCUAGAGCAACGCUCCAGUGCAAACUAAUACUUUUUCAGAGGAAUGACUAAAUCUCACAAUCUGUGGCUACUAAAGAAACCGUCAGCUUCAGUGCCAAAGUAUGCACAGAAAUCGAGAGUUUAUGAAGUACUGUUUUUAAUUUGAUGGUAAUUAAUGCCGAAGUGUGGUUUUAAAGACCCUUUGCUCUUGGUCUCUUUUUGGUCUUUUUUUUUUUUUUUUUUUUACUACUCCUGUGAGUUUCUUUGAAGCAUCUGGAGAUGGAAAAAUUAUAAUCGUUAUUGAUGUCUUUUAUUUGUUUAUU
Carassius carassius (crucian carp) is the source of this 2767-nucleotide messenger RNA. RefSeq names its product sulfhydryl oxidase 1-like. Bases 92 to 2470 code for a protein of 792 amino acids. The transcript is spliced from 12 exons. NCBI's taxonomy places the organism in Eukaryota, Metazoa, Chordata, Actinopteri, Cypriniformes, Cyprinidae. Gene Ontology annotation, biological process: protein folding. The record is from RefSeq and is a predicted model, not a curated record. Gene Ontology annotation, molecular function: protein disulfide isomerase activity; flavin-dependent sulfhydryl oxidase activity. Gene Ontology annotation, cellular component: Golgi membrane.